AUGGAGCAAGCCAUAGAAUUUGAAUGGCUUCCCACUCGAUGCUCUUGUUGCAAGUGUUUAGGCCAUACUGCAUCCAGCUGUAAGCAUGCUCAAGAGGUUGUCUGGAAAUCAAAACAGAAAGUAACAAUUUCAGAAAAAGGGGAAUCUAGGGGUGCAACUGAACUGUGUGAGUCAGGGCUUGAGAAUAAGCCAAUGGAUGUCAAUCAAAUGGUUGCCGGAAAAGAAGCUCAAACAACUAGUAAGGGAGAUCAGCUGGCUGUAAAGGGAGAUUUGAAGGCUACUUUGAUAACAACAAAUGAAGAAAUAAAUGAGGCAAGUUGUUCAAUGACAGGGAAGGAUAAACCUUGGUCUACCCCUAAAAAAGUGGGUGGUUUAAGGAAAAAAGGUUCUUUUCUUGAAACUAAACUUCACAGUAAUAAGGUUGAGGAGAUGAUGCAUGAUGUGUUCGUGGGCUGGAGAUGGUACAUCAGUCGGGCAGUUGAAGGUAGAAUCUUGUUGGUUUGGAAUCAGGAUUUAGUUCAUGUUGCUAUUUCUCAGGAGCAGGACCAGCUGAUCAAUUGUGAAGUGCAGAUAAAGGGUGUUAAUCAAAUAGCUAAUCUUUCUUUCAUGCAGGUUACUGCUAUGGAAGUCGAAGACAGUAGUCAAUGGAGGGCAAAAUCAUUGUUGAUUGAAUUAAGAUCUAGUGGUUCUUUUUUUACUUGGUCUAACAAACAAAAAGAAGGUUCAAGAAUCUUUUCUAAGCUAGACAGAGUUUUUGUUAAUGAAAUGUGGCUCGAUAUCUUUCCUAAUUCUGAAGCUCGGGUUAAUUGGGAUGCUAUAUAUGAUCAUUGUUUUUGUAUCAUCAAAACUGUACAAUUCCAGACUACAGGGGUUAGGCCUUUCCGAUACUAUAAUAUGUGGGAUAAACAUAAGGAUUUUAGGAGUACAGUCGUGAAUAUUUGGACUAAACCAGCUGGUGGUAUUGGAUUGCAGAAGAUCAUUAAGAAAUUAAGGAGACUGAAACCUGCUUUAAUUUAG
Humulus lupulus (European hop) is the source of this 1017-nucleotide messenger RNA. RefSeq lists its product as uncharacterized. Bases 1 to 1017 code for a protein of 338 amino acids. Lineage: Eukaryota; Viridiplantae; Streptophyta; Magnoliopsida; Rosales; Cannabaceae. The transcript has 3 exons. The record is from RefSeq and is a predicted model, not a curated record.